Terrapene triunguis (Three-toed box turtle) is the source of this 2927-nucleotide messenger RNA. It is a transcript of the gene NSUN4, whose product is annotated as NOP2/Sun RNA methyltransferase 4. Gene Ontology annotation, biological process: rRNA methylation. Gene Ontology annotation, cellular component: mitochondrial large ribosomal subunit. Lineage: Eukaryota; Metazoa; Chordata; Testudines; Emydidae. The transcript is spliced from 6 exons. The record is from RefSeq and is a predicted model, not a curated record. Gene Ontology annotation, molecular function: methyltransferase activity. The coding region runs from base 136 to 1206 and encodes 356 amino acids.
GGCUCGGCGCGGCGGCUGCUGCCGGGGGGCCUGGCGGGCCUGGGGCUGCCCCCCCGCCGGUACCGGUACAAGGAGAAAUGGGCUGUCACUGCUCCCAAGAUCUCGGCCAUCCGGCUGGCUCUGCAGAACUUCGACAUGAACUACAGUGUGCAGUUUGGCAGCCUGUGGCCCUCGAUCCGUGUCAGCCUCCUCUCAGAACAGAAAUACAGCGCCCUCGUCAACAACUUCUCUGAUGCCGACAGGGUCAGCCGAGAGCUGGAACUUCUAAACGCUGUGGAUUUUGUUUAUGAAUCUCAGAAAGCAGCUCGGCACGUGCAGUGGGAUUCGCCUGUAGAACGAGUGAGGGGUGAGGAAACAGCGUCCCAAAAAACCCACAGAGAACAGUUGUCUGUGGAACAAACACAGACGCCAUCAUCGCUUUCUGCGUCCAUCAGCCCCAACAUCAAGUGUUACACAUUCUCCAAAGGAGAUGUCAGUCGGUUUCCUCCGGCAAGACCAGAUGCUUCAGGAAUCCUUGGCUACUAUCUGCUGGAUGCAGCAUCGCUCUUACCUGUCUUGGCUCUCAAUGUGCAGCCUGGUGACCUAGUCCUUGACCUCUGUGCAGCACCUGGUGGCAAGUCACUGGCUCUUCUGCAGACAGGAUGUUGCCGACACCUGGCCGCCAACGAUAUCUCUGCUUCCCGUAGUAACAGGCUGCGCAGAGUUCUCUGUAGCUACAUUCCCAAAGACAUCAGCAGUGAUGUGCGCGUCACAUCCUUGGAUGGAAGGAAUUGGGGGGAACUGGAGGGGGACACUUACAAUCGGGUGCUUGUGGAUGUGCCGUGCACGACUGAUAGACAUUCUGUCAUGGAAGAGGACAACAACAUUUUCAGUCGAAUGAGAUUGAAGGAGCGUCAGAUGUUGCCAAUGCUGCAGAUGCGGCUGCUUCUCGCUGGACUCCUCGCUGCCAGACCGGGAGGGGAAGUGGUGUACUCCACAUGCUCCCUGUCUCAGCUGCAGAACGAGUACGUGGUGGAGAGAGCUGUUGAGGUAGCAGAAACCGAAUACAACAUCAAUGUCCACGUUGAAGACUUAAGCUACUUCAGGAGACUCUUCCAGGACACAUUUUCUUUCUUUGCAGACUGCAAGCUGGGGGAGCUUGUCCUUCCCCACCUCACGGCAAACUUUGGACCCAUGUACUUCUGCAAAUUACGCCGGGAACAGUAGGGGUGUUGGCUUUUUGACCCCCUAUCUCUGGUGGAGGUGAGAUUGGGCAGUUCUUCUUCAUCCAGCUGCAUCUCUGUUGUGACAUUCUGAACUGAGGUGAUCUCACUCUUUUCCAGGCUGUAAUAAAAUACCCAGAGGUUCCAGAGAGAGAACUGCUUUGUGAUUCUUUUAAAACACCUGGAGGGACGUCUGCUUUUGUGCCACAAACACCGAGAAUAAAUGAUGCAGACAUGAUAAGAGUGUAAUGUGUCUUCUCUGUUUCUGGAAACAGGACUUCCCAGGAUCUAGCUAAAAUUUGUUUGCAACUUGAUUGUUUUUCUUCUCCAACCUCCUCUGCUUAUUUGUAAAAUAACCACAGAGGGAAUUAGUGCUUAGAGCAGAGGUUGAGCACUCUGGAGUUUGCUUUUGGUUCUGCAGCCGCUUGGCCUUAAGCAAGUCACUUCGUGUGUUACAUUUCCUCAUCUGUAACAUUGCAGUGAUAUCUUCCUCCCUCACCUCUGCUGGCGUUUGGAAGUGCAGCCUCAGGUCCUCAGACGAAAGGCUCUAUAGACACGCAUGCUAUUACAUACGCCCCUGCAGUCAUAUCCGGAUAGGACUAUAUACGUGAUGUAUUAGCUCUUGUGUAGCGCUUUCCCAGCAGGAGAUCACCAAGUGUUUUUUAAAGGCAGGUAAGUACCACUAUCCCCCUUUCUAGAUAGGGAGAAUGAGGUCUGAUGGGUGGGAGAGCUGCCAAGGACACCCAAUGAGCUAAUAGCAGAGCGGCGGGUAGAACUUGGUCCCAGGUCCUAUCGUGGUGGUUUCAGUUGAUUUGCGGUGAGCAGCUGUCUAUUACAUCACCUCCUACAGUCCCCUCCUUUGUUAGCAGACAAGAGUAGCCAAGAGCCACACCCACACGAAAUAACUUCUACCUGUACUUCCCCAUGGAAGCAGUUGUUGUGGAGUGUUCAAAAGGCCUAACGGAGAUAGGGGUUCUGCUGCUAUUGAAAUGCUAUUGGAGUUAGGGGUGCAACUCCCUUAGGCUCCUUUGAAAAUCCCCGCUGCAGGUUUUGUCAGCAGUCAGGAAUGGGAGAGGAUGUGCCAUGAAUGAGAGGGCAGGGAGUCUUGAGAGAACUUCUGCACCAUAAGAACCCCCCAUAUAGAAACAAGAGACUUAAGCCCUAACUCAGUUGUUGAUCAAUUGCAUAGUCAAUUGCUUGACUACACUGUGGUUAGUUGGUCUUGAGUAUAUUUCAUAAGGAACCAAUGUCAGUCAGGUUUAUUCAGGCGGUACAGGAAAACAGUUCUAUACGUUACCAGUCUGCGAAGAGGAGUCCCAUGCGGUGAGAUUCACCUUACGUAGAAGGUGCGCUCCCCGAAGUUGCAUCCCUUAAGCCAUCUUUUUAUACCCUACUUGUUUACCAGCAAAAGGUACUGUAUAUGUCACCUGAAACUGGAUUCAAUUGAUCAGCUUCUUACCUUGUUUGUUUCUGGUAUCAUGGUGUAGCCCUUUAUCUUUUGUUCUAAAUCCAUGCAUUCCGGGUCAUGAUGCACCCUUGUCUUUGUUCUGAACACAUGCAUUUCAUGUACAAAGAGGUAUGAAGACACCUAGGUCUGUAUGGGUAACUCCUUUCCUGUUGCCAUGAGGAAAUAAUCAUAUGCUCUGAGACGGACAGUUUUCCUAUCUACUCAAGCCAAGGCUUACUUCAGCUAAUGCAAGGUGUUAUGGGCUAUGUAGCGUACGU